Molecule: messenger RNA, 615 nt
Organism: Penicillium verhagenii
Lineage: Eukaryota; Fungi; Ascomycota; Eurotiomycetes; Eurotiales; Aspergillaceae
Exons: 2
Coding region: 1-615 (204 amino acids)
Source: RefSeq, a predicted model, not a curated record
AUGAUCGGCAGCAUAUUCUUCAUCUUCAACCGCUUGGUGGAGAUCACCUUCUUGAUCCCCAUCAUCGGCAUCAUGUCCUACUUCGUCCACGGCUACCUAAAAGCCAACAUGCUCACACCCCCCUACAUCCUCGUGAUCUUCAUCGUCAGCGUGAUCGCCGCCUUCUGGUGCAUCGACACCCUCAUCCGCUUCUCAGCAACCAAGCGCUCGGCGCUCUUCGUCUCAUUCGUCGACCUCCUCUUCAUGGGCGCCUUCAUCGCCGGCAUCUACGAGCUGCGCUUCAUCGCGAAUCAGAGCUGCUCGCACUGGGACGGCGGCUCGGUCUGGGUGUCCCUCGGUCCAUUUGGCGAGUACGGCGAGAGCAUCAACAACGGAUAUCAUUUGGAGAUCAACAAGACGUGCGCUAUGCUCAAGACUUCCUUUGCCAUGGGCAUUAUGGAGGUGGUUUUCUUUGCCUGGACGGCUUUCUUGGCGCUCUUUUUGCAUACGCGUGGUCAGCGCGAGGUCAUUGUUAAGGAGACGACUGUAAGGAGACGGAGUCAUAGUUCGCGACGCGGUCACUCUAGUGGACAUCGGCAUCGGAGCUCGAGCCGGAGGCCCGCGUAUGUGGUUUAG